ACUCUGCACAUUACAGAGGGAACUCGUACGCACAGGAAGCCUCUGAGCGCAUGGAGAGAACAAGAGAGAGUAGAGAAAAACAAAAAAACAGACAACGCCUGCUGCCGCUCACAGCAGAGAACAAUUAGGAUCCGCUCAUGAACGAAUGCGGCGGAAAACUUUCUGAGUUUCUGUUUCUGAGAGACAGUUGUAGGACCUGACAGGGCACAAUGUCACGCCGGGACCAGAGGUUUCGGAGAGGAAUGAAAGGACGGUGUUGUGAAUGUGGCUGCAUUCUGUCUAGCUGGUACUAUGAGAGAGAGGGACAGCGCUACUGUAAGAAGCACUACUGGGCCCGCUAUGGAGAGCACUGCCACGGCUGCAAAGAGGCCAUUGCAACAGGACUUAUCAUGGUGGCUGGAGAGCAGAAGUACCACCCUGAAUGCUUCACUUGUAUGAGCUGUGAGAUGUUCAUUGGAGAUGGAGACACCUACACACUUGUUGAACGCACAAAACUCUACUGCGGCCAUUGCUUCUGUCCGGGUGCGGUAUCCGCUGCGAAGUCAGCUUCUUCACUCACAAAGCGUCCCCACAUGGUGGCGCUGGUGUCUCUCCCUCCCAAUGCAGGACAAGGCCUCUCUGUAGCCACUGACCUCAGCCAAGAAAAAGGCCAUCUGGUCACUGUGACAGGGUUAAACACGUCUACCCUCAGCCCUGAGCUGCUGUCCACAGUCCACAUGGGUGACCGGGUCCUGGAGGUCAAUGGCAUCCCUGUCCAGAACAUUUCCCCAGAUGAGAUAAACUGUGUGAUCCAGGACACGAACAGACCGCUGCAGCUGACCAUUGAACACAACCCACAGUCUCCUGAUGACCCUCCUCGCUCAAAUGAUCCCCAGGAGAACAUCAGCUGUCCUGACCCGUGUGUCUGUGAAAAACUCUCUUCAACCCAUAAGCUUCCAAGUCUAGAGGAAGAGCCGAGUCCAGGGCAGGAGACAGAUGAACCAAUCAGGAUGAGCCUCUCACCGCCUCAGCACCAAGGAAUGAAAUCUAGACACAUUCUGCGCAGCUGCAGUAUAGAUAAGUGUCCUCUGUCCCCUGGAGCACUGUCACUUAUAUCUCAAAGAAGAGACAUGGUUCGUUCCGAGUCUCUUCGUGCGGACCCUGGAGAUCGGACUCAUCGCAUCUUCCGACCUUCAGACCUCAUCCAUGGAGAGGUGCUUGGCAAGGGCUUCUUUGGACAGGCUGUCAAGGUAACGCAUCAGGAGACAGGAGAGGUGAUGGUGAUGAAAGAGUUGAUACGGUUUGAUGAAGAGACGCAGAAGACUUUCUUGAAGGAGGUGAAGGUGAUGCGCUGUAUGGACCAUCCCAAUGUCCUAAAGUUCAUUGGACUGUUUUAUAAAGACAAACGGAUAAACUUUGUCUCCGAAUACAUCCAGGGAGGAACUCUCAGAGAGACCAUAAUGAAAAUGGACAAGGAUUAUCCCUGGGGUGUCAGAGUGGGUUAUGCUAAAGACAUUGCAGCUGGAAUGGCUUAUCUACACUCCAUGAAUGUUAUUCACCGAGAUCUUAACUCACACAACUGCCUGGUCAGAGAGAACCAGUCUGUGGUGGUGGCGGACUUUGGACUAGCCAGGCUGGUGAGGGAGGAGAGAAAUCAGAGCAGAACCUCUUCUCUGGAAAGGCCUGCUAAGGGACCACUGUCAGAUCUCCGCAGGCCUGACAGGAGGAAGCGCUACACCGUGGUGGGAAACCCCUACUGGAUGGCCCCUGAGAUGAUUAGUGGAAAAACCUAUGACGAACGGGUGGAUUUUUCCUUUGGUAUAAUGAUAUGUGAGAUAAUAGGUAGAGUGAACGCUGACCCUGACUACCUUCCCCGGUCAAAUGACUUUGGGCUAAAUGUGUCCGGCUUCCUGCAGCAAUACCACCCUCCUCAGUGUCCCCCCGCUUUCCUGCCACUGGGUGUACUUUGCUGUGACAUGGACGCGGAACAACGUCCUUCCUUUUCAAAGCUGGAGGAGUGGCUGGAGAACCUGCUGAUGCACCUGAACAUCGGUCUGCCUCAGCUCUCUGAGUUAGAGCAGCUCGUCAAAGCCUUCUGGAUGAACCACAACCACCAAAACCAAACUCAAAGCCAGGAUAAAUCCCCUGAUUCUGAUGAACAAACCCAGUGCUCAGAGACACAAAUACAAAGCCCUGACGCCAAAUUACAUUCACACAAUGCAAACAACCAGGAACCUCAUCACCUGACUGAGAGCCAAAAUCAAAAAUGUACACCUGACAGACAUUCGGAUGAAGAGCAUGACCAUGAGAUGAGACCCGAGCAUAACCACUCCUGUUUGAGCAGACAAUGUAAGGAUCAAUCACAAGAGAGCCAGACGUGUUGCAGGUCGACGAACACAAACUCAGGCGAGAAUGAGACUAAAUCCUAUGAACGGAACAACCCCUCAGGACAACCAAAAGUCCAGGAAGAGCCCUCACAACAGCUGCAGGUCAACACCUCGCUGCUAGGCCGCUCUAACAGGCAGAGACGGACAUGCAGAGCGCUUUGGGACAAAUCUGCAGAGGACAGCUCUUCUCCCUGACGGCUUUAUCGUUUUAGUAAAUAUAUUCAUUCAAGUGAACGACGGAAAAAUAAUUCUCUCUAUUAAACAAACUACAUAAUUGCGACAGUUUGUUAGAUAGCCUACCUCAAACAUGCCUUGUGCAUUUUUGAGCUACAAUUGAUCUUUUCUUAUCACAUGGUUCCUACAGCUUAAGGCAACAAAAUGCAUGACCAUCCUUAAAAUAACCAGAAUUUAUUUUUUUUUAAAUCAAUGGUUGAGGCCCUGGUUAAAAGAAAACACUUGUUAGCAGCUGCAAGGAGCUGAUAGAGACGUAUGAUUGGUGUUUGAUCCUCGUGCUAGGACACCACAUUAUCUGUUUUUAGUGUAUGCAGGAUUGCAUUUAGAAAAGUAUUAUAAAAUAGAGCAGAGAUUUUAAAAUCUAAUAAAUGUCAAAAAUAUAUAUUUAUAAAAUCUUAUUCACCUUGGCAAGCAUUUAAAGAUUGAUUUUGGGUUAUUUUAAUUCCUUUUUUGAGGUGUUUAAGGACUCCUUGGAACUCUGUUAUCAUACUACAUCUAUGAUAGUCAUAUUACCUGUGGUAAUUUGAAGUUGUGUGGCCAAUUUAUCAAUUGGGCACGGCUCCAGUGUGAACAUUGUGAAGAACCUGUGAAACACAUGGCACUUUAUACUGUAAAGUACACUGCAUUGGUGCAUUAUUAUCUCCAUGCCUUGAGUAUUUUCUGUUUAGACGUUUUACAUUUGUCUGAAACACUGAGCUGUGCACAUAUAAAAGCACAAAUGUAACUUAAUAAAGACAAAUCUAAACUGA
Molecule: messenger RNA, 3349 nt
Organism: Eleginops maclovinus (Patagonian blennie)
Lineage: Eukaryota; Metazoa; Chordata; Actinopteri; Perciformes; Eleginopidae
Product: LIM domain kinase 1-like
Biological process (GO): positive regulation of stress fiber assembly; actin cytoskeleton organization; protein phosphorylation
Cellular component (GO): neuron projection; cytoplasm; nucleus
Molecular function (GO): ATP binding; protein serine/threonine kinase activity; protein binding
Source: RefSeq, a predicted model, not a curated record